Molecule: messenger RNA, 1442 nt
Organism: Mytilinidion resinicola
Lineage: Eukaryota; Fungi; Ascomycota; Dothideomycetes; Mytilinidiales; Mytilinidiaceae
Exons: 1
Coding region: 23-1183 (386 amino acids)
Biological process (GO): regulation of DNA-templated transcription
Molecular function (GO): zinc ion binding; DNA-binding transcription factor activity, RNA polymerase II-specific
Source: RefSeq, a predicted model, not a curated record
CACCUUUGCAAUAAUAUUAGAUAUGUCUACUCCUAUUACCCGCGCUAAAGCCUGUAAAAGCUGCAUCAAAGCCAAACGCCGCUGCACCCGCGAAUACCCCAUCUGCAAGCGCUGCAUAACCAAACAACUAAACUGCCACUACGACAGGCUCCCGAACCGCUCCACCGCUUUCCCCCCUAAAUCCACCUCCCAAGCCAGCCUCAACACCCCCAGUGCCACAGAUGAAUCUCACUCCCCCAACGCCUCGCUGGCAUCAGCAACAGAAAUCCUCCAACCUCAGAACAUUCCCUCAAUCAUACCGCUUGAAGCUUUCACGUUGCCAGAUCAGGACCCCUUCUUCACCCCUGAGGACCUCGGCCUCGCCAUCUCUCACGUCACGCUGAAGUUCUACGUCCGCGAGAUUCGAUCCUGGGCCGAGCAGUGGAUAGCGCAGGGCCGGACCCCCUUCAUCCACUCGCAUCUUUACCAUUCCCACCUGCCUGCGUGUAUCCAGGACGCGUACAGCGGGUGCACGCUCUACUUCGCCAAGAACGAGCGCAACGAGGACAUGACCUUCCAGAUUCUCGAGGGGCAUGUCGAGCGCCUAGUCCGCGCGGACGCGGGGGAGAUGAGCGUGCACCAGCACCUCGCGCGCGUGCAAGCCCUCCUCGUCUCGCUCAUUCUGCGGCUGUUCGACGGGGACAUCCGCCAGCGCGCCAUGGCAGAGCUGCAGCUCCCGCGGUUGGAGAGCUGGACGAGCGACAUGUGGAAUGCGGCGCUGGCGACGUUGCCGGGGCUGCAGUCAGACUCCGCCUCCCAAUAUUCCAUAUCGAACUCGAUUGAGGAAGAGUGGCGGGACUGGGCGCUCCAGGAGUCCGUCCGCCGUACCUGGCUCACCUCCAGUAUCACCGCGUGUGUAUAUCUUACCAUGAAACAGGGCUGGUCCGGGUGCCCCGGCGGCGUGAAGUUCAACGCCCAACGCGCGUUGUGGGAAGCGGAGAGCUCGUGGCAGUGGGCCAGGCCGUUCAAGGAUACUCAGAAGGCGAAUCUGUGGAUAGAUACGUGGGACAUCGCGAGCCUGAUGGAGCGGUGCGGCGCGGAGGAGGUGGAUGCAUUCGGGCGGCUGAUUCUGGUGAUUUCGAUUGGUUUAGAGAAGGCGGAGGCAUGGACUGGGGUGGAGUCAAGGAGAAAGGCACUCCAUUGAUAGUCGGGGGUGGUGAGGUGGUGGAUAGGAGGUAGGAGAGUGGGCGAAGGCCUGAGGCAUCGUUGUUCCGCCAUGCUCUUUCUUGCUAUUGCCGGAACCUCAAAGCGGCAACUCUUGGUAGCCGCGAGGUUGGAAAAAGGUGUGGAGUCCUGUAGGACCCCCUCUAGCGUCAUGACGCGGAGCAAUGUCUUCUCUAAAACCUGUUCAAAAAUACUACUUGGCCUGGCAAACUACCUCCUGGUGUCAGAUUUGAGAUAGG